AUGGAUAUCACCACUUUACCAAACGAUAUAUUUCGCAUCAUCGUGCAAUACCUGUCUCCCCUAGACCUCAUACUCUGCCGCCGGGUAUCCAAGUCUUUCCAUGCAGCGUUCAUCGAAUCAGACCUGAGUCGCCACCUCCUUCUUCAACACUUCCCAAGAUCACGAGAGUCGCGAUGCGUCGACCAGUCUACCUCGCAAAACUGGGCUCAGGACUUUUCCAGAGUGUCUGGGAGGUAUUAUCACCUCAGAUCAGGCACUCCAAGUAAAAUCGAAGCGCUGCCUCUGGGGAAGUCAUUUCUACUGCCUGCUUGGUCGAGAUAUUUUCCCGUUUCACCUUGGCAUCGACAUCUUCAAUUUGAGGAGAAAACAGCGCCCUUUCACUAUCUAGACCCGCUAUGGACGUUUGAUGAUGGGAUAUUGAUCUAUCCGUCAGCCGAGGCACAGAGCUAUGUGAUGUACGAUCUCCGUACACGGGCCAAAUCAAACAUAGAGAUCGGAUCAGAAAACAAGAUUGUUAGGAGGAUUCGGCUGAAUGAGAAUGUCCUCGUUGUUGAGUGGUGCGAGCAUGAACCAUAUCACCAGUUGAACGAGAAUGAGGAGGUAUACAGGCACUUUGCGACGGCUUAUGAUGUGAAGAAAGCUACAGACUGCGCAGAGAACAUUACAUUUCGGAACGAAUGGAAGAUACACUUCUUGGGUAUACCCCUGAAUUCUCGUGACCGUUUCUUCAGCACACACACAGCAAAACAUUACGCUCUUUACAUUUGGCAACCCAACCGAAGCGCUUGGGGAGAGGAUGAACCAAUAGAGUCCUUGGCUAUCUGGGACAUCUCGUCUCCUUCCUCGUACAAGCCAAGUGAAGAUCCCUCAGGAACCCUCAAACCCGAUGAAGAUGUGGAGGGGCCACGAAGCGUUAGACGAUUUUCGUUUGCUCAUCUAGAUUUCUACAAAAUCCGGCAACGCUCAACUCCGAUGCUGCGUUGUCUAGAAUUGGACGAAAACCACGUUUACGUCGUCGAGGAGGACCAUCGUUGGAUCGUAGGUCAUCAGGCCAGUCACGAUCCUCCAAGAUUGCACCUAGUUAAGACCACUGGUAUUCCAUUCCAUGUAGGUCCUCGAUGGCAAGACGAGUGUGGAGCAGAUGGCGAUGCCAAUCUGUCUUUUUGUGAAAGGCAACCAGAUACUCGAUAUCCAAACUCAGCUCCGUGCUGGAGACAUGAGGAAUUUCCCUAUCUCACAAUCACGCAGGCAGUAGACUCGGCCGCUGGAGUUGUUUUCUCAGCCCGACACUGCUUCAUCCUGGAAACCAUCUCUAUCAAUCUCAAACCCAAAGUGCACAUGACAGGACCAGGUUAUGAGAUUUCCCUUAGAGACGACCUCUGGCAACAGCUACUUGCCAUGGGCAAGAUCUAUGGGGAUGAACGGUGGCUCAUAGGGGAAAACGCCAGUCAGGAGGUUGUCAUCUUACACUUUGACGAGCGAUUGGAUACUUCAUCAGCCAGCUCGAUAUCGAUUAAUACCCCGUAA
Molecule: messenger RNA, 1527 nt
Organism: Drepanopeziza brunnea f. sp. 'multigermtubi' MB_m1
Lineage: Eukaryota; Fungi; Ascomycota; Leotiomycetes; Helotiales; Drepanopezizaceae
Molecular function (GO): protein binding
Source: RefSeq, a predicted model, not a curated record